AGCGACAAUGUUUGAAUUGUUUUUGUUUGAAUUGGGAAUACAGCGUUUUCAUUUAAAUGUGUAAAGGAAGUAAUCUUCCUUUACAAGACCUUCGUUAAUAUGUAAUAAGCCCGAUAAAUCAUUGUAGACGAACUGUACGGCACUUAUUAGUAUUUUAAUUUUUAAAUCAUGCCAUACUGUGUGCUUUUUGAAAAAAAUAUUUACAUGUUUGAGAAUGUACGAAAUAGAACUAGCUGCGGGGAAUUAUUAUUUACUUGAAUAAACGAACUGCAACAUAAGUGUAUUUCACAGACGUGCCUUCUCUUGACGUGUUUUGGAAGUGUGUUUGUAUGAUUCUCUUCGCUUGUGGUGCAAUAUAUAUCAUUACCGUGGUUGUGAAUCCGACUGCUAACAGGAAUAUAUAUAAUGGAACUUAUAAUAUACUCAUGUGUGGACAAUAUUCAGUACUGUACGAAAAUGACAACUUUGUGGCGAACUGACGUUGGGGUGGUGUCAUGUUUACCGGUGUCGGGAGUGCGCGUGAAAUGCUAAUUCUUUACUCCACUUAAUCCGUUCAAUCGAAUUCUGCUGCGUGGAAAAUCUUGCGACAUAAAUCUGCUGCAAAUAUUAGUGCCCCUCAGAAGAGCUUCAUCACUUCACCAAAGGAUCGCAAACAAGACCGACAAUGCUAUAUUUAGAAGAUUACUUGGAAAGAAAUCGGAGAAUCACGUGUAAAAGCAACUUCAGUCAGAAGAAAUGUGUGGUAGUAACUGAGACUCUUUAGAAAAAUACAUAAUGCAGAGUUAUUUAGAAGACUGUCGAGAAAUGAUAGAACAUCUUCCCCAAGAACUGAGGGAUCGUUUCACUGAAAUGCGUGAGAUGGACUUGACGGUCCAGAAUAACCUUGAAAGUCUUGAAAAACGGGUGAAGCUCUUCUUUGCAGCAGCGCGGAGAAUGAAAGCACAUGAGAAAGACCGUGAAUAUCAGCUGAUAUGCCGAGACUAUAUAAGAACACUGGACUUUGCAGAUGAAAAAGUGGCAAUGGCUACCCAGAUGCAUGACUUGGUGGAAAGAUACUUGAGAAAACUGGAUCAGGAACUUCUCAAAUUUAAAUAUGAACUUGAAGCAGAUCAUCGAGGAAUUACAGAAAUAUUAGAAAAGAGAUCUUUGGAAAUGGACCAACCAUCUGUCACAAAGCAACAGAAGGACCACUAUAAUUUCACAGUUCCAAGGGCUACGCAUUAUGAAAAGAAACGUGAAUCAGUGUCAACGGCACAUGCAGCAGAGAAAAGAAUGUGUGUUGAAAAAUCGUUACCAGUUCCAGACCCACGUCAGUCAGCUACAGUUUCAGGAAGGGUGACUCCUUCUACUACUCCUGCAAAUACAUCGAAUGUGGGAUACAAUUUAGGUCACAUAGGAGCAGGUGGAAAUGCUAUUGCAGCUGCUGCUUCUCAGGCUAUAGCUGCAACCCAACAGAUGCAGCAGGGACGCCGAACUGCAAGCCUGAAGGCUUCGUAUGAGGCCAUAAACAUAGGUGUCCAUGCUCAUGAAUUCAGUAUAGGCAAAGAGCUGGCUGGUGCAGCUCAGACUGCUAUUGCAGCAAUUCAGGAGACAACAAAGAAGCAAAAAAAGAAAUCAUCGCAUGCUUCAUCAAAUCAAGGUACAAGUUCCAAUGCAUCGGCUGUUUCAAAUUCUGUGCAUCAAACAGUUGCCGUUGUUGAAGAACCGAUAGCGACAAAUGAAGUGACAGCAGUUGACAACUCUGAUGGCAAUGAUUGGGCAUAUGAUCCAAAUGAACCAAGAUACUGUAUCUGCAAUCAAGUUUCUUAUGGCGACAUGGUAGCAUGUGAUAAUGAAGAUUGUCCAUUUGAGUGGUUUCAUUAUGCAUGUGUGGAUGUGAAAGCCCCACCUAAAGGAAAGUGGUAUUGCCCACAGUGCACUUCAACAAUGAGGCGGCGCGGUUCACGGAAGAAUUAAAUUAGUGACAUAAGAUAUUGUAGGAAACUGAAAUCAGGAAAGAGAAAUGGGUCAUUACUUUCAUGAUAGCAAAAGUAGUGUACCAUCAAUCGUAUUUUACUCUUUUUUUCUAAUGAAUUAUAAUUAUGAGAUCAAAGUCUAGAAAUUAUGUGAUAAAUUUUUAUUUCUAUUUAAUAUUUUUUAUAAUUUCUUUUGUUCAAUAGGGAAGUUCCAUUUCACUUUCCUAAAUUUCAACAGGUUGUUUCCUGAUACUAGAAAAAAAAAUAAAACAUUGUGCCAAAAAAUUAUAUAUAAUUAUUGUGGUGUUUAAAAUAAAAUGAAUUGAAUUAUUUUUUA
Schistocerca gregaria is the source of this 2292-nucleotide messenger RNA. Its product is annotated as inhibitor of growth protein 3-like. Gene Ontology annotation, cellular component: NuA4 histone acetyltransferase complex. The record is from RefSeq and is a predicted model, not a curated record. Gene Ontology annotation, biological process: regulation of DNA-templated transcription. The transcript has 10 exons. Lineage: Eukaryota; Metazoa; Arthropoda; Insecta; Orthoptera; Acrididae. The coding region runs from base 775 to 1956 and encodes 393 amino acids.